UGUUCUUCCACUAGAUGAUUUCACUUUCAACUAGUACUUUUUCCACCAAUAUUAAGGAUUUAUUGUCUUAAACAAGCUUACAUGUUGCUUAAAAGUUACUUAUAAGUUAGUACUUUGUUUUUUAUUUCAACUGUACUAACAUAUGUGCACAAGAAAGUGGACAAAAAAUACUUAAAUAAGCCUGCGAUUUAUGUACUUCAUCCACCUGCGUGUGUGUUCUUGAACAUUUUUGCCAUUGUGGAACACAAAACCUCUCAUCAAAAGUGCGUUAUGAAACAGACACUUUGGUUGUGCAUCUUCACUCAGGAGCCACAACACAAAACCAACAGACCCAGACCAGUUUUUUUUUGUUUUUUUUUAUGGUGGGAAGAUGACACAAACAGCAUUUAGAUCAGCUAAAGUUUGAAUUUCAGAAAUAUUUAAACAUCAGCUACAAUCAGGCAGAUCCCAACGCACAGGACCAGGAGGGUCGCACUGCUCUGAUGUAUGCCUGCAUGCAGAGAGCGGGCGCUCUGGUGGCGUCCGCCCUGGUGGCUGCAGGAGCUGACCCGUGCACAGAGGACGGCUCUGGAGCCUCAGCUUUGGUCUACGCCAUCAACGCACAGCACCAACCCACAGUGCAGGUGCUGAUAGAUGCUUGCCGGGCCAAAGGUCGUGACAUCAUCAUCAUUGCUACGGAGACGGGCGCGAACAGAGGCCCAGUGACCAGGAGGUACCUGAACGUCCCCCCGUCUCCGGACUCCUCCCCCGUGUCCUGCAUGUCCCCGUCCGACAUCAUCCUGAAGACGGGCUCGCCAAGCUCACCUGAGGGGGGAAACAUCUUCAACUUCAGAGGAACAACAGGCAAACAUGGAAGCGCCAGCAGACGCUUGUCGUUCGAGCUGAGUCGGUCGAGUCCGUGCAGCGGUCCGGCCUCCAGACAGAGGGUGUCAUCUGAACCGUGGUUGGCCAUUAGCAACCUGGACUCCCUGAAGAGGGCUUACGAACAGGGAGUGAGGGAGAGGAACCUCAAGGAGGAAGGAGAGGCGCAGGGUUUGGAGGAGGAAGAACGUGGAGAUGCGGACGUAGAUGAGGAGAUGCAUUUCCAGAGGAAGGACGACGUGGCGCACAGACUGGAUGCUGGGUUUACUGGGAACGCUCAUAAAUACUGGAGUAAGGACUCGCUUUUAACCAAGUCAGACGGCGGUGUCCCCAAGAGGAUUCCGUCACCAGAAGGGUCAGACAUGAAGCUCUCAGCCUGCUCGUCCCCUCGCUUUUAUCUCCGCAGGAACACCCUCCCCUCUGUCACGGCGGUCAACCCUCCGCUUCACCUCCCGCCCUUAACGACGCAGCCAGACUCUCACCUGCAGGUGCCAGCUAACGUUUCACCUGCAGGAAGCAGACACGUGUUGUUUCAGCCGCGCCCGCCCUGCUCCUCUCCCCCGUCCUCAGCAUCUGCCAGAGCGGCCCUGCUCCCUCUGCUCCCCCAGGCCUCCUCUCUGUUCGCUCCUCCUGGCUUCAGUCACAGGGAGAGGAGCAGGAGGUCACUGCGUCGUCACUCGGCGCAGUUGGAACAAAAAUAAUCUGGAGUUCAGAAGCUGUGAAGCUAUUAAGAGGCUUGCGGUCUGGUUUUAUUUAUUUUUAAAUAAGUGAGUCCAGCUACAUCUGCACCUUAAUCUGUAUCAACUAGUCGGUUCUUGAUCUGCACAAAUGGCACUUUCUCUUUCUAUGAAAGGUGAAACUGUCAGGUUUUUUUUUAUAUAUAGCUAACCGCUAAAGCAAAACUAGCUGACAUCUUUUCACUCAGUUUGUGUGUUUGAAUGUCUUUUUGUGGCCUAAUAGAAAAUAAAUAUUUAAGAAGAAAAAUGUUUGGGUUUCAAAUCUAGAAGGAACACAGGAACUCGUGUUCAUGGCAAAAGGAGUGAAGUCAUUUUAUUUCUUUUUAAUAUGUAUCUACAACAAGGGGGACACAGGCAAAAACGACCGACAAGUUGAUGGAAAUUAAAACAAAACAAUAAAAUAAAGUACAUUAAUCAGCAUCGAUGUAGAUUUCCAACCUUUUUUUUUUUCCAAUAAGCAACUUUUUUGUGUGUCUAAAGUAACUUUACAAUAUAAAGAAACAUACGAAGGAACCUGUUUUUUUUUUUUAACUACACAAGACAUUUAGGAUCAGAAACUACCCUAACAUGAUAUACAAAGCAACUUCCUGCCUCAUAUUCAAUACUGCU
Molecule: messenger RNA, 2207 nt
Organism: Gambusia affinis (western mosquitofish)
Lineage: Eukaryota; Metazoa; Chordata; Actinopteri; Cyprinodontiformes; Poeciliidae
Product: ankyrin repeat domain-containing protein 34B-like
Exons: 3
Coding region: 483-1562 (359 amino acids)
Source: RefSeq, a predicted model, not a curated record